Messenger RNA from Colletotrichum spaethianum, 492 nucleotides. RefSeq lists its product as uncharacterized. The record is from RefSeq and is a predicted model, not a curated record. The transcript has a single exon. The coding region runs from base 1 to 492 and encodes 163 amino acids. NCBI's taxonomy places the organism in Eukaryota, Fungi, Ascomycota, Sordariomycetes, Glomerellales, Glomerellaceae.
AUGGCCACCACUCCAUCCUCCUUUGACAUCAGAAAGUCGAUCAAGGCUACAGCCGAAGCCUUCUUAGCAUCAUACGAAGAUGGCGCAGCUCAGAACGACCCUGCCAUCAUCAAUCGUAACGUCACACCUGAUUGCACCCGCCACCUACUUCCUUCAUCAGUGCCUGGGGCCUUAGGCCUGCCGGCAGACUUCAGCAUUGACAAUACGACAUUUCAAGACGUCUUUGCAAAGGAUAUUCAAUUUCUCAAGUUCCGUAACGGUGUCAUCUCGAACUUGGUCAUCGACACUGAAGCCCGCCGGGCUGCAUUCACGGCCGUCUCAGAAGUCGCAGUAGUUAAUAGUGAAGAGUCGUACCCCUUUGAGUGCAGUUUCACCUUGUACUUCAAUGAGGAUGGGUCUAGGGUCAGGAAGGUGAUUGAAUUCCUUGAUAAGGAUGGAACUGUAAAGAUGGCAAACACUUCUAAUGGAAGUCUCCCGAACGUAUCGCCAUAG